Durio zibethinus is the source of this 3786-nucleotide messenger RNA. It is a transcript of the gene OVA2, whose product is annotated as tRNA synthetase class I (I, L, M and V) family protein. Gene Ontology annotation, molecular function: tRNA binding; ATP binding; aminoacyl-tRNA deacylase activity. Gene Ontology annotation, cellular component: mitochondrion. Gene Ontology annotation, biological process: isoleucyl-tRNA aminoacylation; mitochondrial translation. Lineage: Eukaryota; Viridiplantae; Streptophyta; Magnoliopsida; Malvales; Malvaceae. The record is from RefSeq and is a predicted model, not a curated record.
AAAAUAAUCAAAUCAUUCGUUAACCUAAAAUAAUUCAAAUCCAAAAUAAACCAACCCAAAAUAGAUUCAUUGCACCCAAUUGAUACCUCUAUUGCUAUUUUUUGUAGCAAUAAAAUUUGAAAACAAAAUAUUAAAGGGUGUAUAAAACGAAUACCAUAAAAAGGAGGGUGUGUAACCUAAAAUCCAAGUUGUGGUGUUUGUUAAAUUAUCCACUCAUUUGUUCGCUCUUACUCUAGCUUUCAUUCCUGGCAAUGGAGAAUCUAUAUAGCUGAAAAACAAAGCCAUUUUCAAGAGUACGUCUUUCUUCAAAUCGGUUGCGGCAAACUCCUCUGUGUUCACUCCCAAGGAAGCCGCAAUGGCCAUGAUGCAAUCUUCUCCUUGUAGAGUAUUGUCGCAAAGAGCUGGUUCAUCUCUUAGGAAAACCACUUCUGUUGACUUAAUUUAUUUCAGAGAAAGCUCUUCAGUUAAGGUUUUCUCUUUCUUAAAUAUUGCACGCUAUUCAUCUUAUUCUGGAGAAGAGUUUGUUGGUUCUUCAAAGAGAAGAUCUCGAGGACCUGUCAUGGCUGCAAAGAAAGCAUCUCAAGGUCAAAAUGAAGAAGAAGGAAGGUACAAGCACACUGUUGAUUUGCCAAAGACAACAUUUGGCAUGAGAGCUAAUGCUUUGGUGAGGGAACCUGAAAUUCAAAAACUGUGGGAUGACCAUCAAGUGUUCAAGAGAGUUGUUGACAAAAAUGAUGGGGGAAAUUUUGUGCUUCAUGAUGGGCCUCCAUAUGCCAAUGGUGAUCUACACAUGGGUCAUGCAUUAAAUAAGAUAUUGAAGGAUAUAAUUAAUCGUUACAAGCUUCUUCAAAACUAUAAAGUUCAUUUUGUGCCUGGUUGGGAUUGUCACGGCCUGCCAAUUGAGUUGAAAGUUCUUCAAUCGUUGGAUCAAGAUGCUAGAAAGGAUCUGACGCCACUGAAGUUAAGAGCAAAGGCUGCCAAAUUUGCCAAAGCAACUGUCAAAACUCAGAUGUCAUCGUUUCAGCGCUAUGGAGUAUGGGCAGACUGGAAUAAUCCUUAUCUAACACUAGAUCCAAAAUAUGAAGCUGCUCAGAUUGAUGUGUUUGGCGAGAUGGCACUUAAAGGACAUAUAUAUAGAGGGAGGAAACCAGUCCACUGGAGUCCAUCGUCACGUACAGCACUUGCAGAGGCUGAAUUGGACUAUCCGGAAGGUCACAUAUCAAGAAGCAUAUAUGCCCUCUUUAGAAUAGUGAGUGCAGCUUCAAGUAAAGAUGGCCUUUUGGAAGAAUUCCUUCCAGAUUUAUGCCUAGCAAUAUGGACCACAACUCCGUGGACUAUUCCAGCCAAUGCUGCUGUUGCGGUGCAUGCUAAGCUUCAGUAUGCUGUUGUUGAAGCAAAAUCAUUCUUGGAAGAUGUCCCCCUAUCUGCUGGAAAUAAAAGGAAAAGACUUGGAAAUGUCCUGAAGGAACCAAAGAAGCCUUUCUUGAUAGUAGCAUAUGAUCUUGUGCCAACAUUAGAAGCAAAAUGGGGCAUUAAGCUCAUCAUCAAGAAAACGCUAUUGGGUUCAGAUCUUGAAAAUUGCAGGUAUGUUCAUCCGAUUAAAAACAGGGAAUGCCCUGUUGUCAUUGGAGGAGAUUACAUUACAACAGAAUCGGGAACUGGAUUGGUGCAUACAGCACCUGGUCAUGGUCAGGAGGAUUACAUGACCGGUCUCAAAUAUGGACUGCCUAUAUGUUCUCCUGUAGACGAUGAUGGAAAGUUCACUGAAGAAGCUGGGCAGUUUACCGGGCUUGAUGUUCUUGGAGAUGGUAAUAUUGCUGUUGUCAAAUACUUGGAUGAAAAAAUGUCCAUUAUAAUGGAAGAAUCAUAUGAACACAAGUAUCCAUAUGAUUGGCGUACAAAGAAGCCUACAAUAUUUAGGGCAACUGAACAAUGGUUUGCAUCAGUGGAAGGCUUCCGUCAGGCUGCUAUGGAUGCAAUUGGCCAUGUAAAAUGGAUUCCAGCUCAGGCAGAAAAUAGAAUUUCUGCUAUGACUUCCAGCCGAUCUGAUUGGUGCAUAUCAAGGCAAAGAACAUGGGGUCUUCCCAUACCUGUCUUUUAUCAUGUCACUUCAAAAGAACCUCUCAUGAACAAAGAAACUAUUGAUCACAUCAAAUCCAUUAUAGCCCAAAAAGGCAGUGAUGCAUGGUGGUACAUGACAGUGGAAGACCUGCUACCUGACAAAUAUCGUGAUAAAGCAUCAGAGUAUGAAAAAGGGACUGAUACAAUGGAUGUCUGGUUUGACUCAGGCUCCUCUUGGGCUGCUGUCUUGGGAGAAAGAGACGGCCUUACUUUUCCAGCGGACUUAUAUCUUGAGGGUACAGAUCAGCAUCGUGGGUGGUUCCAAAGUUCCUUGUUGACAAGUAUUGCUACAAAAGGAAAGGCUCCAUAUUCCAGUGUUAUGACACAUGGAUUUGUAUUGGAUGAGAAAGGUUUAAAGAUGAGCAAAUCUUUGGGGAAUGUUGUGGAUCCUCGUACCAUAAUUGAGGGAGGGAAGAACCAGAAGGAAUCACCUGUCUAUGGAGCUGAUAUUUUGAGACUCUGGGUUUCUAGUGUAGAUUAUACAGGUGAUGUGAUGAUUGGUCCCCAGGUCCUCCGUCAAAUGUCUGACAUAUACAGGAAACUGAGAGGAACAUUAAGAUAUCUCUUGGGCAAUCUGCACGACUGGAAAGUUGAAAAUGCUGUCUCAUACCAUGAACUGCCCAUGAUUGAUCGGCAUGCACUAUUUCAGCUUGAAAAUGUUGUAAAGAAUAUAAGGGAUGGUUAUGAAAAUUAUCAUUUUUUCAAAAUAUUCCAGAUCAUACAACGGUUUGUCAUUGUUGACUUAUCAAAUUUCUACUUUGAUGUUGCCAAAGAUCGACUUUAUGUUGGGGGGAUGACAAGUUUUACAAGGAGAAGUUGUCAAACUGUUCUUGCCGCACAUCUCCUUUCCUUAGCCAGGGUAAUUGCUCCUAUUCUGCCACAUUUGGCAGAGGAUGUGUGGCAGAAUCUUCCCUUUCAGUACGCCGUCAAUGAUGGUUCCAUUGCUGAUUUUGUUUUUGAGUCAAAAUGGCCAGCCUUGAAUGAGGAAUGGCUUGCAUUUCCGGUUGAAGAAAUUGAUUUCUGGGGAAAGGUCCUUGAGCUGAGAAAUGAGGUAAACAAGGUGUUGGAGGUUGCUCGUUCUGGGAAGUUGAUUGGUUCUAGUCUAGAAGCAAAGGUUUAUCUACAUACAUCUGAUGCUCGUCUGGCAUCUAGAUUACUUGGAAUGUGUUCAGCAAGAAAUGAUGCAGAUGCCUUGCACCACAUAUUCUUAACAUCUCAGGUAGAGGUAGUUCUAUCUUUGGGGAAUGAACUUGUUCAAAAUAUUCCAUAUACCGGAGAGUAUAUGGUUCAGGAGGACAGGGUCUGGAUUGGAGUGUCAAGGGCUGACGGUUCCAAAUGCGAGAGAUGUUGGAAUUAUUCGCCCAAAGUUGGUUUUUUUGUGGAGCACCCCACCCUUUGUGGCCGCUGUUUUGAUGUCGUAGGUAUUCAACCAGCUCCGGCAACGGCAGCCGUCAGCUGAGACCUAAAACCAAAAUCCAGCUGAAAGAGAGUUAACCGGAUUGGCCCAUCUACCUUUUGAGCUCCUAGAGUCUAGGCUAGCCAUUGUAUGGCGGGCAUCAAUGAUUAGGAAUUUAGAUAACGGUCCCAAUCACUUAUUUGGUCGUAUCUUGUUUAUCACAUUUUUGGAUGUAACGUAGAUCAUUGCGCUCAUCGAGGUUGUCACGA